AUGUUACCUGAUGAAAAUACGAGACUCCUAGAAAGAAGCUCCAGUUUGCAAAUUCCUACUUCAAGAGGUGGCUCUCCGGGACCAAGUAGUUCCAGCAGACUCAAACGGCCACCAUUGAUUUCAAUCCCCACAUCACAAUCGGUACGAAGCUUACGAAGCAUCAAUAAUGUUAAUGAUCCGUUAGUUAACUCAUACAUUUCAAAUAGGAGUAAAAAUGGUUAUUCCAGAGGUAAUAGUGCUACAGAUGAGCUUGAUGAGUCGAUCUUCAAAUCUAGGUUUUGGAACAAAUUUAAUCGGAUCGAGGCAGACGAUUCGUUUGAUUUUUACUCGUACGUUUCAUAUUAUUGCCCAAUUUUGAAAUGGUUGCCCAAUUAUGAUGCUAAGAAUAACUUUUUGGGAGAUUGUGUGGCUGGUUUAUCGCUAGCGAGUUUUCAAAUUCCGUUGGUCAUGUCGUUUAGUUUGUCUCUUGCUCAUCUUUCACCAGUUUCGGGUCUAUAUGGAAUUAUCAUUGGAGCAUGUGUUUAUUCCAUCUUGGGAUGUGUUCCUGUCUUGAUCGUGGGGCCUCUGCCGUCUACGGCUUUGAUCUAUGGAGAAGCCAUUGAAGCUAUAAGACAACUUCCAAAUUUUGCAGAACUUUCUAAAUUGCAAAUCUCGUCUGCAAUUUCCGCAGCCAUGAGUGGCUUAUUACUCGGAGCUGGUAUAUUUCGUAUGGGGUUCUUGGAUAACGUUCUAUCGAGGGCUUUAUUGAAAGGUUUUAUUGCAGCAAUAGGUUUCAUUAUGAUCAUCAACGAAUUAUCAACCGAGUUAGGUAUUGGUGAUUUGAUAUUAGACAAUCCAUAUCUGACGACUUUCGACAAACUCAUGUUUGUUUGUAAGUAUGCCCGUCAAUCUCACAUAUUCACCUUGCUAGUAUCAUGUAUCACGUUGGGCCUAGUUCUAAGCAUUAGAAAACUCAAGAACACAUUAGUAAAUAAGUAUCACAUGAGACAUGCGGUUCUCAUUCCUGAGCUUUUCUUAAUGGUCCUGGUUGCAACUUACCUCAGUUGGAGGUUUCAAUGGCAUUCAGAAUAUGGGGUUGAGAUAAUCGGUAACAUCCAGUCUUCUACUCCUGACUCGAAAUCUAUGGUUGAAUUCAUCAAUCCUUUUAAGCCAUCUUUAAUUCCAUUAUAUAAAAAAGCAUUUUCAGCUUCAUUUUUAUGUACUAUAUUGGGCUACUUCGAUUCCACUACAGCUACAAAGGCACUCGGAGCAAAAUACAACUAUAACGUUUCAUCGAAUAGAGAAUUAAUUGCAUUAGGAGCUACUAAUUUUGUGGUAAGUUUGGUAGGAGGAAUACCAGCAUUUGGUACUUUUGGCAGAUCAAAGAUUAAUAUUUUGUCGGGUGCUAAUACUCAAAUGGCUAGUAUAAUGAUGUCCAUAGCAACCGUCUUGGUAAUCAUAUAUCUAUUGCCCUUACUCUAUAAUUUACCCAAAUGUGUUUUAGCAUUGAGUACUACAAUCAUCGGUAUAACGGUAUUGGAAGAAGCUCCCUCUGAUUUAAAAUUCUUCUGGAACAUCGGCGGAUAUGAUGAAAUACUCACAUUUUUAUUUAUUUUCUGCACCACAAUUCUAUGGAAUGCUGAAGCUGGUGUUUUAUCUGGUGCUGCAUUUGCAAUCAUUAGAAUUAUUAAGCAUAGUACCAGAUCCCGAAUUCAAAUAUUGGGUAGAGUUCCAAACACCACAGUGUUCCGUAAUGCAGACGAAUUAAUAGAAGAAAGCUUUGUAACAUAUGCUAAUGGUUCCGACCCGGUGAACCAAGAAGAAACAAGUAGCGACAUAGAGGACUCUACUGACAAAUUGAUGAACUUGAUAGCCGAAAUCGAGGAAAUCGAAGGGGUUCUUGUGAUCAAAAUUCCCGAACCACUUAAUUUUGCAAACGUGGGAGACUUGAAAAACAGGCUAAAUAGAAUAGAAAAAUACGGUUCUCUUUUGAUUCAUCCUUCGCAACCCACAAGGCGAGACUUCAACAAUACGACUAUCAAGUUCAUUAUUUUUGAUUGCAAAGGUAUGAAUGCAAUCGACUCGUCUGCUACCCAAAUUCUAUACGAAAUCAUUAGAAAAUACAUCGAGGUUAACGAAAUCUCCGUAUGUUUUUCAAGAGUAGCAAUGAGUAAGGAUAUUCGUCAUAAGUUUAAAAAGCUGGGGAUAAUUGAUCUAGUUAAUAAUAGUUAUAAAACCUACGAAAAUUCAAAUAACGUACGCAGCAAAUCUGCUGGAUCUGAAAACGGAAGUUCUACUAAUUUAUAUUCGUAUGGAACAUCUUCUGGUAUGGAAGACGGUUUCUUCCUUAGCAUAGACGAGGCCAUAAAGGCAUUCGGCUCACAAAAUGUUUAG
This is a messenger RNA of Debaryomyces hansenii CBS767, 2373 nucleotides long. RefSeq names its product SulP family inorganic anion transporter. Gene Ontology annotation, cellular component: membrane. Gene Ontology annotation, biological process: transmembrane transport. Gene Ontology annotation, molecular function: sulfate transmembrane transporter activity. Lineage: Eukaryota; Fungi; Ascomycota; Pichiomycetes; Serinales; Debaryomycetaceae. The transcript has a single exon. The coding region runs from base 1 to 2373 and encodes 790 amino acids. The record is from RefSeq and is a predicted model, not a curated record.